Molecule: messenger RNA, 933 nt
Organism: Osmerus eperlanus (European smelt)
Lineage: Eukaryota; Metazoa; Chordata; Actinopteri; Osmeriformes; Osmeridae
Product: frizzled-7-B-like
Exons: 3
Coding region: 86-844 (252 amino acids)
Biological process (GO): non-canonical Wnt signaling pathway; canonical Wnt signaling pathway
Cellular component (GO): plasma membrane
Molecular function (GO): Wnt-protein binding; Wnt receptor activity
Source: RefSeq, a predicted model, not a curated record
CAUAUGAAUUGCAUUGCAAAGGGAUUACGUUUAAACCUGAAGCUCUGAAAUUAUUGAUACAGCAUCACUGCACAGACUCAGAGUCAUGGGCAUCUGGGCCAUUUUCGUUUUGGGGACGGUAGGCCUACUCCUGGUCCAAGUGUCAAAAAGCGAGCAAAGUGGAAACGCGGAUUCUUGCAAGCCCGUGGCGGUGGAUUUUUGUCAAGACGUGAGCUACAUGACCCGUCAUCCAACUGGAAAGAGACGGUACAACCUUGAUCAGCUUCGCCAGAUUGUGGACAUGGGCUGCUCUGCGGAGGUCACAACAUUCCUAUGCCAUGUUGUUUCUCCUGAGGGUGUCCCUGACAAGCAAUCAACUCUACACCCGUGUCAAACGCUGUGUAAGAGAGUGAGGCGUGACUGCCAGCCUGUCCUGGAAGGUAAAGGUCUAACCUGGCCAGAAGAUCUUAAUUGUGAGCAAUACCCAGAACGAUCAUGUGCCAAUAGUCGAGGGUCUGUCCCCACAGCUCCUUCAGAAACCUGUGAGCCCAUCACCAUUCCUCUUUGCAAAAACCUGCAAUACUCACAGACUAAGAGGCCAAACAUACUUCCACAGACCAGCCGGAAAUGGCAGGAAAUGGCUGCUUUGGAGUUGGACCAACAUCAGCCCCUUAUGAAAACCAAGUGUUCUCCAACACUCCAGCUAUUCCUUUGCUCUGUCUAUACCCCUGUCUGUGUGUCUGGAAAAUCGUUGCCACCAUGUAAGGCUCUCUGUGAGGAAGCCAAAGCGGGCUGUGAAAGUCUUAUGAACAAAUUUGGCGUGAACUGGCCUCGUGAACUGGAGUGUGAUUCAUUUACAAACUAAUCCUGUGAACAUCUUGGUGUGGUCAGCAUUCCUGCACAACAGGAGCCGAGCGAGCUAAUCACAGUUCCAAUGUGCCAAAACCUGUUCUA